Biomphalaria glabrata is the source of this 7574-nucleotide messenger RNA. Its product is annotated as protocadherin-11 X-linked-like. Lineage: Eukaryota; Metazoa; Mollusca; Gastropoda; Planorbidae. Gene Ontology annotation, biological process: homophilic cell-cell adhesion. The transcript has 8 exons. The record is from RefSeq and is a predicted model, not a curated record. Gene Ontology annotation, molecular function: calcium ion binding. Bases 1509 to 5540 code for a protein of 1343 amino acids. Gene Ontology annotation, cellular component: plasma membrane.
GUCACAGGUGUCUCUGGGCGAGUUCAGGUGUCUCUCUCCCCUCUGGCUCUGAGCAUAGGUAGAAGAGAUGGACACCAAGCUGUGAUUGACAUGACCUAGUCUGGCCCUUCAAUCAAAGGAUUUCAACACUUCCAGGAGUUCGGCACUUGUUGGAUUCCACAAAUUAUUCAUUUCUUCACUGAUUAACGGAUUUCUUUAAUUAGCGUGUUAACAUCUUCAUUUUUCAUUUUUUCCCGGGAUUUUCUUUUUCCAAGAGAUGUACUAAAGACCUCCUACAGAAGCUUGCUAUAACCUUACAGACCAAGUAAUAUUGAAAUCAUUGUGUACGUUCAUUGAAUGAAGAAAUAAAGUUGUACUAUACUUUUGUUGUGAAAAGGUUGAGUCGAUAUAAAAUGGAAUAGAAUCUUUAAAUAAUUUCAGCCAAAGAAAAAUACGGCUUUAAUACAAUUUACAGGAAGCCCUGAGAUUGUAAACAUUUGUUCUGGCUCAGACUAGAAUAAAAUGUGAUUUUCAUAUCAUGUGUUUGAUAUAACAAAGUCAAUGUUCUACAGAGCUAAAUAUAUUCAUUCUAUUACAGUGUGUUUCUGAUUCUUUGGACAUUAACGAACAUUCUUCUACCUGGAUGAGCUACAGGAAAACACAACUAAGAUUUUAAAAGGACACAGUAAAAGAGACUAGAAUCAUGUCUCACUGAACUAUGAAACAAGGAGCAAAACAAAACUUAAUCAUUCCAGAAGAGGGUCUCAAACAGAGAGCACCCCAAACUACUCGAUGUUGACACAAGAAAUAAAGGGGAACAACCAAACAAUCGAGCACACAAAAAGACGCCACCAAAAUGUACAAUCGGUAGGAGCCAUUCACCGAGCGAUGACAAGGGAGGAAACCCAAAGGACGCUAUCGAUCUGCAAGCUGGUUGUGGUUCUUGUUUCUGAGCACGAGGUGAAGGUGGGCCACGGCAACGGUCACGCUCCGAAUUCGAUUUAAUUCCCAAGAUUUCUCUCCCCCUCCCACAUAUCUCUCUUUUUUUAUACCAUUACCUCGUUCUUCCUCUUCUUGUUCUCUCUCUCUCUAUCACUCAUUUUGUCUCAUGCGGUUUAUGCAUCGAUUAUCUGAAGAUUCUUGUAGCACCUCCAAGGAAAAUAAAAAAGAACUAUAUUCUAAUGGCGGUACAACUUUCUGAGAAGAUUAUUACAUGUGCUGUGUAGCGCGAAUCGGCGGAAACUAACGUGAAGACGCGAGGUAGAUGGUUAAAUGACGUCAUUCGGAUUGACCCUGUUCAGAGGUGACAAGGCAGCGCGUCAUUUGUGACGUCAAAGAAGUUCGUCAAUUCUGAUCAACAUUAUUUCGCACAAAAAGUUUGUUAGAAACAAGCGACAGUUAAAAAUAUGCGAGAUUUGAGAUAAGCGGCUGGAUAAUUAUUUUAAAAUAAAAAUGAUGCUUGAUGGAUUCUCCUAACGCUAAUUUGUUUCAAUUUGUUCUUUUGUUAACCUGCAAAGCAUUUGGAAAAUAUGGCAGCAUUUGAAGAUUUCAAACAGAGGACAUUUCUAUACGUGGCGGGACUAGUGACUGUGAUAUUUGUUGAGCAGUGCCGAGGUCAGCUGUUCGAACCCACCUACGUCAUCAACGAGGAGUUGCCGGAGGAUAGCGUGGUGGGUGACGUCAGCAGAGAUUCCAACAUCUCUCACCUGUUGAGUGCCGAAGACUAUCGAUUCUUGACCUAUCGGUUAUUGCCUCUGUCCCAGUCCGUGGUCAACCUGUUCACCAUAGAAAACCACACCGGUGUUCUCAGGACAGCUAGCAGGAUCGACAGGGAGGCGCUGUGCCGGUUCGACUCUCUGUGCAAGCUAGUGCUGAGCGCCGCGGCGCAGACCUUGUCCGGCCAGCAGUUUUACACCGUCAAGAUCUACGUCAUUAUCAAGGACAUAAACGACCACGCCCCCAAGUUCCCCAGCCCCUCCAUGACCGUUGAGAUCCCAGAAGACGCUGCUGAGUUCACCUCCAUUCCAAUCAGCCCGGCCUCCGACCUGGACAUCUUCAACAACACUAUACAAACGUACACCCUCAAACCCAACAGCGACACCUUCGAGCUUAAAGUCUCCAGAAACCUGGACGACAGCCUGGUGCCCCAGCUCUUCGUGAAGUCCCCCCUCAACAGAGAAGCCAGGCCCUUCUACCUCCUGAAAGUGGUCGCCAUGGACGGAGGCUAUCCUCGGCGCUCAGGCGAGUUGACGGUCAAUGUGUCGGUGCUGGACGUGAACGACAACCCUCCCCGGUUCUCUCAGCAGACGUACGAUGUUUCAGUCGAGGAGGACAAACCCAUCAAUUACCGAGUCAUCACCCUGUCUGCAACAGAUGACGACAUCGGAAACAACGGACUCGUGAAAUUCCAACUUGGUGCUAGACAAAACGAAGAAGCUUUCUCUGCCUUCCGUGUCAUUGCGGAUUCUGGGAACAUCGUGACGGUCAAGGAGUUGACGAGUCUACAAGGAGAAACUCUGAAGUUGGUCGUUGAGGCGGUGGACGGGGGAAGUAAACCUCUGACUGCACAGGCGAUGGUCAACAUCCAUAUUUUGGACUCUAUCAACGACGCUCCUACCAUCAGGAUGACCAUGCCUUAUGGGCUGAGGGUGGCUAAGAUAACCGAAAACGCGGCGCCGGGGCUGGUGGUGGCCCACUUUAUUGUUGACGAUCCUGAUUCUGGGGAGAACGGUGUGGUCAUUUGCCAUCUCAAUGACGACACGUUUGCGCUACAGAAGUUAAAAGAGGCCGAGUACAAAGUCACGGUCUACCAGCAGCUGGACAGGGAGAGUGCUUCCCUUUACGACGUGACCAUCACAUGCACUGACGGAGGUCAGCCCCCGAUGAGCGCCAAUGUGGCCUUCGCCGUCUUGCUCGAGGACGCCAACGACAACGCUCCCCGUUUUUUGAGGCAAGUCUACCUGGCCAAUGUCACCGAGAACACUCCAGGUGGGUUCGUCCUGCGUGUCGAGGCCGAAGACAUCGAUGUGGGUCAGAACGGGAAGGUCACCUACCGCUUGGGUAACGUGACGUCUCUGGUGACGUCCUACAUCCACGUCAACUCCACCACGGGUGACGUUAGGACCAAGCAGCCCCUGGACCACGAGAUCUUCCGAGAGCUGGAGUUUUAUGUUGUUGCCAUGGACGACGGGUCGCCGAGCCUGUCCACAUCUGCGAGAGUGAUCAUCUCCGUCAUUGACGUCAAUGACAAUAUGCCCAAAGUGCCAAACGAUUUCUUCAUGACGAUCGAGGAGAACUUGCCCUACGGAUCUCUCGUUGGAAACAUAGACGCCAUUGAUCCAGACUACGGCUUAUCCGGAAAAGUUGAAUACCAGCUUCUGACGGAUAAUGAGGCUCCGAGGCUGUUUAACCUCAGCAAGACUGGCGAGGUCCGCGCCCUCACGUCUUUCGACAGGGAAACACGUGACAUUUACGACAUCAACGUCCUGGCCAGAGAUUUCGGAACCGUUCCUCUGACCAACGUCCUACACAUUCGGAUUGUCGUGACGGACGCUAACGACCAUAAGCCUGUAUUCACCUUUCCUACUACAUAUAAUAAAACUAUUCACAGCACCAUCGACUCUCGGUUUAACGCCACCAUCGCCCGUGUUGUGGCCACGGACAGAGAUUCCGGAAAUAACGCAAAACUGACUUACUCCAUCACGGACGGCGGAAAAGACGUUUUCGAUAUUGACCCAGUGACUGGACGCAUCUACGUCAUGCGUAACCUUUACACCAAGGACAAGGGCACGUAUGACCUCAAACUCUUCGUCCAUGACUUGGGCUCGCCAAACCUUUCGGAAACCGCUUCACUGAUUAUCAUUGUGACGCAAGGGAACACCACCGCGGUUUUCGCUGCCUUCGGCUACAAUGAGCAGAUGAUCAUUGUGGCUGUCCUUGUUGCCUUCACUGUCAGCAUCGCGGUGGUUGUGUUCCUCAUUGUGCUGAGAUUCGUCAAGAAAGACCGCCGGGACAGGAGGCCCAAGUACACCAGCGGUUUGCCUCUGGAGGUAAAGAAGCGGUCCCCGACCCCUGACGACGACGCUUCCAGCGACGAGGGGCCGUGGAGAAGAUACGACGAGGCCAAGAGGCCCAACGGGCCGAUCGUGACGUCGGGCGACGUCAGCUACGACGCGAAUGACGACAUAAUUCUGUUCAAACUGAAACUGGCAGACCAGUACAAGGAACUGGAGCCGGAAGACAAGGAUCAUCACUGUGGCGCCCUGGCCUGCAGCGAUUCCGGCUCCAACCGAAACAGUGUCAUCAGUGACGUAGACGGCGCCCCUGACGUCAGCAGGGAGAGAAAUGUCACUCGCCUGGCCACGUUUCAAGCCAAUCUGCCCAUGCUGCAGGUCGCUUCAAUGUCCGGUAACUCAGAUAAGGUAUGGAGGUCACCACCAAAAGAAAAAAUGGCUGACGAGAUUUUGAGCAGCUCCUCUCGCGAGACUACGGGGGCAGACAGUGGGAGGGGUCCAAGCGAGGACGGAAGUCAAAGCAGAUCGUCUGUUACAGACGAUUCCGGAUGUCUCAUCUCGCCCAGCCAUAGUAUCCUGCGAGGAAACACGUCUAAAGGUCAAGGCAACUAUUCGAGACCACCUUCCGGUUCAGGAUUCGAUCGCCCGCCGUUUCUGAUGACGUUCCAGUCCUCUUCGGAGAACGGCGCUACCAACGGGGGCGUGAACGGAGUCGGCAGCUCCUCCAACUACGGCACCAGAAAAGAUCAGGGAGGUAACCCAACGUCUCCGAGGCAAGUCAGCUACUACUCGGCCAAACCAGGACCAGGAGACAAGUCUAAACAGUUCGACAAGGAAACUUCGGGCAACAGAACGUAUCAGAACUCUGGCUCUGAGCACGAUAGGUAUAGAGAAACGACCAUGAAGAAAUGCAUUGAUGACGGAUAUAUAUCAAACGGGUCCAGCAGUCAAAAAUUUCUCAAUCACACGAAUGGUUUUAAAAAGUUCAGUGAUAGACUUGUUAACGCCUCGGGUAAAGGGCGUGAUGCGAGACUGUGCUCGGAGCCUCCUGUAUCCGGAAACGGCGGAAAAGGCGCCACAUCACCUUCUUAUAACACGCCCAUGCAGGAGACAGGCUUGACCCCGUCGCCUAGCCCAGUGUCUCCGAGCAUGAUGUAUAUCAACAACAGCCGCCCUCUCAUUCCUCGCAGCGCCGACACCACCCUGCGCUCCGACCACAGCCAGUUCAGGUACCCUCCGUCUCCCAGCUAUCUGCAGACGACCAACCCCAGCCCCCACUCCUUCAAGCAGGCCAGCUGCCCACAGCUGUAUAAGAACAGCAAUCUGCAGGACCCUCACUCCCAGGGCACCCUGCCGGCCUCGAACAGGUCGCGGGCGUACAACGCGCACGAGAUGCCUUUCUCUGGGCCAUCCAUGUCGCUCCAGGACAUCCUGAACGAGAGCCUGGAAGGACCUGAAGACAGCAACACAACCACCACUUCUGGGAGCUACACUAUCGACCACGAAGAACUAACUGUGGACCUUCCACCAACGGACGUCUUUGUCUAACCUAGCUCAAACUAAUUCUUCUACAGAUAGUGUGUGUGUGUGUGGCCCAAAGAACUACAUAGUCAUUUUGUACUAUAACCAACACAUACAGCUACCAUUAUUUAUCAUGUCGUCAUCAAGCUAGCAUUCCGUGCUGUUUCCAUACUUUUCUUUUAUUCCGCUUAUCCCCCUUGGCUGUUUUUUUUUUAUUCCUUCCAUCAGGCUAUAGAUGGCGCUGCUCUUCAACUUAGACAAUUGGACUACAUCCACGUCACACUGUUGCCAUCUUUGAUGAUGAGUAUAUCAAUGUUCAACUGUUGCUAUCUUUGAUGAUGUUCAACUGUUGCUAAGACGCUAAUUAUUUUUUUAUUUUUACUGGCAUAUUUCCUACUGAAAUCGUAUUCCAAUGACUUGCUAAAUAUACAUGAUUCAAACUGUUUAUACUAUAUAGUGUGUGUUUUAUUUAUAGCUCAAAUUCACUACUAAGAGAGGCAGUAUUACUGAAGACUGUAGCAGCUUGUUUCAUUUAAUGUGUAUAUUGACAUUAUUUUCUUCUAAGAGUGUCCACUACAUUUUUUUUUAAAAUUCACCUUUGUUUUGUAUUCGACUGUGUUAUUGUGUUUUGAAAUAACGUUUAUAUAUGUUUUAUUUUAUUUGUAAUGAUGCUUUGAACUCGGUGAUUAAUUUCUAAUUCAUUGUACUUAUACCAGACUUACCAUAUUAUACUAAACACACGAUACUUACUGUACCAUACUUACCAUUACACUCUUGCCAUAUAAUACUUAGCAUUCAGUACUUAACAUACCAUAACUUUGUUACUAUAAUAUUAAGGCGCUGUCUUCGAUUCUUGAGAUAAAGGAUUGAGUACAGUUUUAAAUGUGACCACGUAGACCCAAGUGCAACCUUUAUAUUUUGCCACAUAAGAUGCAGACAAAUCAGUUGUCCUUAGGUGGUUCUACGUAAGUUCUCUUUUCUUCGCCUGCGUCUGUCUGCAGCAAGGACUUUUCUUUGGGCCUCCUAUACGUGUCUCUCGACCACCUCUUCAACGGUCUCUCUAGAGUUACUUACUUACCUUACUUAUCAUAUUAUACUUAUCAUGUAACACAUAUCAUUCGUGACCUAAUAUACCUUAACACAACAUUCUUUACCACUACUUUUCCAUUUUCGCAAUAUUCAACGGUAAAUAAUUACUACUAAAAGAGUUAAAGCCAUCUUCGACAGCUCUUUCUGACACUCCAAUAACAAGUGCAUGAAUUUAUAGUUUAUUUCAAAGUGCUCAGUCCAUAGAUAGGUCUCACACUAUGCAUAGUUGUGUUAUGGUAAACGCGUUGUUAACACUUGUAUUUUUAAAACUUGAAUUGCAUAUAAGCAGCGGACCACAGUUAGUCAUCUUUAAAAUCUCACAUUUGAUAAUCACGGCAGAAAAACAUUAUUUUUUUAUUUAUUUUUUUUUACUAUUAAUUUUGUGAAAAUCUUAAAAAAGGAAACAUUAUUUUUCAUCUAGAGUUCCAUCGAUAAGAUAAUUUCAGAAGACCGACAACAAUCUCGGAUAAAAUCAGCAAAGCAAACCGACAUGGAUUUCAAAAAUGUGAUGUCACUUCCGCCCCAAUGAUUCCAGGUGAAGCGGACGAGAUUUGAAUUGAAAAGCUCAGUAAAUCAGAUCUUUGCAGUGUACUCACGUGACUUUCAAAUGAAUCUGUUUGAAGAUUUGAAUUCUCUCUAAUCAUGCUUUUUCUAAAGUGUGUACAUUUUCUGAUUAAAAGUAACAUGCUCAUGUCUGCGGAAUAACAACUCAUUUUGGAUUUUUAUAGGCUGUGGGCUAAAAUAUUAUUUUUUUUAUUAUAUACAAACAUAGAUUUCUUAAACAAUUUUCUUUGUUUCACUUUUACGAAUGAUCCAAAGGCUACAGUAAUCGUUGGCCCAAAAUGAUAAUGCAGUUAGUCAAUAGGGCCUUUAUCAAAGAAAAAGUCACCUUAGACUAAUAUCUAUCAUGUGUUCGUUUAAUAAGAUAUUUUGUUUGUUUAUUUGAUAUGUAAAAUAUACGCAGAAAGCUAC